AUGCCGGUUAAUCCCUUUCAAGCCCGUUCUGUACCAGAUAAAUCAAUUGAAAGUCGACUAGGCCAAGUUUUAGGUAGUACUUUAGACCAAGAUUAUCCUAAGAAAGUCAAAACAGAGGAAAGUAAAAUCAAAACAGAAGUGAGCCUAGUAACUAGUGAAGCAGAAAUUCUUAAGUCCUUAUCAGUAAAAAGAGAAGAUAAGCCUAAACCCGAUCCAAUUGAUAGAUACUCGUUUUUUAAUCUAGUUAAAUCUAACGUAACUGAAGAUCAGAAGAAAGGUAUAGAAACGGUUCUGCAAGACCGAGUGUACUACCAUGUACCAGAGACUGAAAGUAUUAGACGAGAAGAGGGUUCUUCUUUUGCUGCUAUCUUUACUAAUUGGCGAAAGGCCUUAUCAGGUAUCUUUUCUGAGUAUCGGGCGGCUUGUAUUCAGAAUAAGAAGGAGUUUGCCUUUAUGGCUUAUGUGGAAGAGGCUUUGUGCUUCUUUCAUACGGCAGGGUAUGGUGGAUGUAGUUUGCUUUGUUGUGUGGAGAAGAAGCGGUAUGCCUUACGGAUUGCUUGUAGUGAUAAGGACCAUUCUUUGCUAGUGGAGAAGAAGUUCCAAUCGGAUAAGGAUGGGUUUUAUUUGGCCGGAACGGGUGUAUUGUUUAUCUUGGAUAUAAUUUUGAAUUUUCAAGCAUCAUCAGUUGUGCCUUUGCCUUUUAUCUUAUCACCUUCUUUCUUCUUUAAUGGGAUAGCUAGUCGGCCAACUGUGCAAUGUCGAGCUGUUAAAAGUGCGCAAGCUAAAACUUACCGCCUAGUAAUUACAGGCUGGGUGCUCAGUAGUGAUAUUUUACUGCUUAAUAAGGCAGCUGAUACACAGGCCAGCAUUAUCCCUAGUCAUUCCACCCCAACAGAAACCUCAUCUGCCCUUCAUAGAUUGGCCUAG
Molecule: messenger RNA, 927 nt
Organism: Nematocida homosporus
Lineage: Eukaryota; Fungi; Microsporidia
Exons: 1
Coding region: 1-927 (308 amino acids)
Source: RefSeq, a predicted model, not a curated record